Messenger RNA from [Candida] anglica, 1251 nucleotides. NCBI's taxonomy places the organism in Eukaryota, Fungi, Ascomycota, Pichiomycetes, Serinales, Debaryomycetaceae. The record is from the annotation of a GenBank genome assembly.
AUGUCAAUAUAUUCAAGUUCUCUGGAAAAUUCGUUGAAAACAUUCCCCAAUAAAUCCUUCCGAACUAUUGUUGAUACAUCCUUUUUAUUUGCAAAGUUGACUUCAAUUGCGGAUGAUUCACCAUAUACGUAUAUUCAGUCUUGUAAAGUGAUAGGUAUAGUAGAUGAAAUUCUUACACAGAUUAAGUAUUUACAGCAUGAUCUUAGCACAUAUAGUGACCAUUCAUGCAAGAAAAUUUAUGGUAGAGUUAUCUCACAAGUCAUUAUUGAGUCAUUUCUUAAUGGGUGUAUAUUAGAAAUGUAUUCGGACGAAAUCCCAAACACAAUAUUGAAAAGUUUUGUCAAGGUGACUAAAGCUUUGUUCAAUUCAGCAAGUGGAAAUAAUUGUGAGGAAGAUGAUUGUAAUCUUAUAGUUGAAAUAUUAGAGAAACUAUACAUCAUAUCCGCUCAACAUCCCAAUGCUGGAGAAAUUAUUUCCUUAGAACAGCCUCUGAAUCCGAUACCAAAGUAUGACUAUGUGAUUCUGUCGACCCUUUCCAUGUAUUGUCCAAAUGUGUAUGUCCUUGAAUUCCUAUGUGAAAAGUAUUUGGCUGCGAAUUCUCCUUAUCGAGAUCGCAAAUUAGGUUAUGCCAAAAGCUACUUGACACAAUGGCAUGGUUUAGUCUCCCAUCCGGAGCAGGUUAAAAAGAGAUCUCUUACCAAAGAAGGCGAGGUGUCCCAAUUAGAAGAUAUUAAAAGAAAAUUUCUUGAAGUUCCGCUUACAAAGGGAUCAUGUCUUUUGGUACAAUUGAUAAAUCGGAUUAUCAUUUGCUUGGGAGAUUUCGAAACAGCGAAUUUGACAAAAGUACCUGUGAAUGAGCCUGAAACGGUUCCCAAUCCUGUUUCUUUAAACUCGGGCACCAUCAUCGUGACUCCAUUGUUAAACAAGGACUUGAUACCAUUUGAUGAACCUUAUUGGAUGAAAAUAAUUGGUGAGAAUAAUUGUACGUCCAGAUUGUAUGCACAUAAACAACCCAGGACAUUAAUCAAUGGCACUGACAAUGCUAAAGCGUCUAAGUUUGAAAAGGCCCUUAAACCCACUGACUCCUUUUCAAAAUUGAAUAUCACAGAAAUGAAUACUAAACCUAAACCAGUAACUUCAACCACAUCUCCUAGUAUGCUUAUUAACGACAAUACAAAUGCAGUUGGACUUUUUAGGAUUUUCAGUAUGAAUUUCUUAAAGAAUAAGUUCAAAUUCAAAUGGUGGGGUUAA